CAUUGUCGAUAAAUCUCAUUCAAGGAAACAAUACCUCUCGGAAAAAGUCUGAAAUAUUGAUAGAAAUCAUCGUAAGGCGGCGACUGAGAUUGGAAUUUGGAAUCGAUGGCUGAGCACACCGUCGAGCAUGAGAAGCACGAAUCUGAAUCUCUGAUCGAUAAGAUCACGGAGAAAUUGCACGAUGCUGAUUCGUCGUCAUCGGAUUCUGACGGCGAUAACGACAUCAAAUCGGCUGCAUCCACCGUCAAGUCCAAGAUCUAUCGCCUGUUCGGCCGCGAAAAGCCCCUUCACAAGGUUCUAGGCGGUGGAAAACCUGCUGAUAUUUUUUUAUGGAGGGACAAGAAAGUAUCUGCCGGCGUUCUUGGUGUUGCGACAGUGAUUUGGGUGCUUUUUGAACUGCUUGAAUACCAUUUGCUAACGCUAGUGUGCCAUAUCCUGAUUCUUGGUCUAGCAAUCGUUUUUCUGUGGUCUAAUGCAGCCUCUUUUAUCAAAAAAUCUCCACCUAGAAUCCCUGAAGUUGUUAUUCCUGAGGAUAUUGUAUGGGAUGUAGCUUCUGCAUUCCGGAGUGAAAUCAAUUUUUCUCUUGCCAUCCUCCGAGAUGUUGCAUCAGGGAAAGAUGUGAAGAGCUUCCUUGCAGUGAUUGCUGGACUAUGGGUUCUUUCUAUACUGGGAAGCUGCCUCAACUUCCUCACCUUGUUCUACGUCGGUUUCCUUUUGUUGCACUCAGUGCCUCUGCUUUAUGAAAAAUACGAGGAUCAGGUUGACGCUUUUGCAGAGAAAGCUGAGGCAGAGCUGAAGAAACAAUACGCUGUGUUCAGUUCCCAGGUCUUGAGUAAAAUUCUGAGAGGGCCGUUGAAGGAUAAGAAGUUCCUGUAAACCUUUUGGAGGUGUGUUGCUAUGUGAAAGUAAAUCUGUUGGGUCGCUGUGCUGCUUUGAUUGGUUUCACAACUUACUUGGUCUUAUAGAACCCAUGUUUUCACCAGUUUGUUUUUUUGUGGGUUCCUAAUGGAAAAACAUGUGCGUUACUAUAUUAGGCAUUUUCUAUUGUGUUGCC
Messenger RNA from Salvia hispanica, 1054 nucleotides. Its product is annotated as reticulon-like protein B2. NCBI's taxonomy places the organism in Eukaryota, Viridiplantae, Streptophyta, Magnoliopsida, Lamiales, Lamiaceae. Gene Ontology annotation, biological process: response to bacterium. The record is from RefSeq and is a predicted model, not a curated record.